UUGCGAGGUCAUCUGGAAUUUGGCAGUUAAUGAAAUAGGUGUAGCCAGCGUGUCAGCGGACCUAUAAAGACCGGCCGAUCGGCUCUUCUUCCUCAGUUGAAACACAGAAAUUGCAAACGAUACAACCACUUUGCUCUGUCUACUCGCCUACACCCAACAAUACAAAAUGUCCAAGACUUGUAUCGUCAUGCUUUGCCUCGUCGCCCUCGCCAUGGCUGUCCCUCAGCCGGCACCGCAAGUGCGAGCCCUCAAGUUGGACCCCGUUUGCCUCCUGCCUCCCAUUGCGGACCCCACCAAGAAUUGCAACAACUUCUCCGUCAGGUGGUACUUUGACGCUGUCGAUGGUGACUGCGAAGACUUUGUCUAUUCCGGAUGCGGAGGCUCUGCGAACGUCUUUGAAAGCGAAUUUGCUUGCGAGGUCCGCUGCGAGCACGUCCAUGAUCGUUUGAACAGCUUCGAGAGCGCCGAAAGCGCUGAAUUUGUUCUUGGAAAAUAAGCAAUGUCUUUUCUCAAUGUGCAUGUAAUUGUUACCUGUUUCGAGGAAUUUAAUUUCAAUUAAUUUUAAUAAUGGCUUAUCGCCAGCUCAUAUUUGUUGACAUUGUAGCAACCAGUCUGUUAUAGCCUCAAUGUAAUCCGCUUAGCUCACUGUUUUCAUUAGAAUACAUACACGAAUUUUGUUUUUAAAAACUA
Messenger RNA from Daphnia carinata, 690 nucleotides. RefSeq names its product boophilin-H2-like. The record is from RefSeq and is a predicted model, not a curated record. NCBI's taxonomy places the organism in Eukaryota, Metazoa, Arthropoda, Branchiopoda, Diplostraca, Daphniidae. The coding region runs from base 167 to 496 and encodes 109 amino acids. Gene Ontology annotation, molecular function: serine-type endopeptidase inhibitor activity. The transcript is spliced from 2 exons.